Messenger RNA from Dreissena polymorpha, 700 nucleotides. Its product is annotated as D-aminoacyl-tRNA deacylase 2-like. NCBI's taxonomy places the organism in Eukaryota, Metazoa, Mollusca, Bivalvia, Myida, Dreissenidae. The transcript has 4 exons. Bases 151 to 669 code for a protein of 172 amino acids. The record is from RefSeq and is a predicted model, not a curated record. Gene Ontology annotation, biological process: tRNA metabolic process. Gene Ontology annotation, molecular function: D-tyrosyl-tRNA(Tyr) deacylase activity. Gene Ontology annotation, cellular component: cytoplasm.
CACUAUUCAUGUUGUAAACAAGAAGGUAUCAACAUAUAUCAAAACUGACAUAAUACUUAUCGUUGCUGUCUUUUGUAAUAUAAGAUAAGGGUAUUGGAGUCAAGCAGUCAAGGAGCCGUCCAUAAACAGGGGGACUUGCUCGUGGUUGCAAUGGCUUCUGAUGCUACCAACAGUACACCAGCUCUGCAGGCCAGGGUGGUGCUUCAACAGUGUCUGUCUGCGAGACUCAUGAUUCAACCAGCCUCUGAGGGGAAGGAAGCAGAAUAUGUACAGAUUGAGCGUGGAAUGGUGGUCUAUGUGUGUUUUCUGCAAGGUGCCACUGAAGAAAUAAUCAGCAAAAUUGCAAGUUCAAUACUGAAUGCCCGACUAAGCGAAACAGACACUGGUCGCCUGGUCUCCAUUCUAGAUCUUCCUGGAGAUGUUCUCAUCAUUCCACAGGCUACACUGGGUGGCAACCUCAAGGGUAAAGGCAUGCAGUAUCAUAGGAACAUCGGCAAAGACGACGGUUUAAAACUGUAUACUCAGUUCCUUGAAUUCUUGGAAGGAACAGUUCAAAAUUCGACUGCAAAGUGUGAUAAAAACAUAGCUGUGAAGUAUGGGACAUAUGGCAAUAGACAAGUGUUUUCCAUGGAAACUAAUGGUCCAUAUACUCAUUAUUUAGAGUUUUGAUACACAAUAAAUCAUGAUAAUGCCUUAGAAA